AGAGCACCGCUUCUUUUUUUUAAGUUGGUUAAAAACAAAGCUCUGUGGGGCCUGAAAUCCAAAACCAAAUGUAAUUGUCAAAGUGACAGCAAAACAGACGCAGCUUGAGUGUUAAUAUUUUUUAAAAACAAUGUUUUUUAUGUAGUAAAAUUAUCACAACUCACAACCGUUAUCGCCUACAUAAUAAUUGUACUGAAUAGUUUUUAUAUUUGUGAUACAAUGACUUCCUUAUUACUACUAAAAUCAAUGUUAUUCGCAAGUGUUCUGCAAAAAAAUAAAAAGAAAAAGAAAAUAAAAACUAAAAAAUUGAAUCUAAUACAAGAAAUCGACAUAAAAAUGUGCAGAAUAUGCAAUGCAAGUAAAGGAGAGAUUUCAAUUUUUGAUAACUUAGCACAUCCUAACAUAUCAGAAGACAUUAAACAUUUUUCCGGUGUAUCUAUAAGUAAAACUGACCACUUACCUAAACAUAUAUGUCAGAACUGUCUCAAUUUAUUGAACGGUUGUAUUUUGUUCAGGGAUAUGUGCCAAUCUAAUAACAAAAUGUUAAUUGAACUUUCGAUUAAGAAAGAGUCAGAAAUAAAUAACAGUGAAGUAAGUACAAAAUUUACACAAGAAAGUGACGAUUCAUACAACAUUCCAUCUCCGACAUUUUCAGAAGACAAUUCUGAGACCUGGGGAUGCACCACAUGUAAUAAAGAAUUUUUUGACAUGGUCUCGUAUAAUACUCAUUUAAAAAGUUGCAAUAAAACAAUAUCAGAAGGGCCGAAAGAACAAUCAGAAGAUGGUCACAAAAAGACAUUUCUAUGUGAUAUCUGCGGAAAGACUGCUCGUUCAAAUGCCAAUCUCCUUGUUCACAUGGGUAUCCAUGAAAACAUAUUCCCUUUCAAAUGCGACCAGUGUCCAUACCAAGGCCGUACAAUGGAUCUGUUAAAAGUGCACAAACGUACACACUUGGCGGAUAAGCCUUUCAAAUGCACUCAGUGUCCGAAAUCUACCACUACUUCGAGUAACCUCGCGAAGCAUAUGCGACACGUACAUAGUACUACUAGGCCAUAUAAGUGCUCUUACUGUGAUAAGGCUUUUUCAUACCAACAUGACAUGAAAAGGCACAUUCGAGACAUACAUUUAAGGCAAGGCACGGUUGAAUGUGAUGUGUGUUUCAAGAAGUUUAAUACCAAGAAGAUAUUACAAGGUCACCGAUGGAAAAUUCAUAAAAUAAAAGGCGAACGACAUGGAAGGUUGCCUUCUUAUCUGCAAUGUCAAUUAGGAGAUGACAACGAAAAUAAAUCUAGCGAUAAUGAACCGAUCGUAUAUCGAUAACUUAAAUUUACACUAAUUUAUAAUCAUCAAUAAGGGGUCGUCCAGAAAAUACGUUCGCAAAUAAGGGAAUAGGGAAGCUUUGCUUAGUGUGGCAAGAUAUAAAAAAUAAUAAUAAAAAUCUUUAUUGAACAAAAAGUGAUGUACAGACAUUUGAGUUUCGCAUAAAAUUGCACACUCGUACUUAUUCAAUGCGUACUGGCGUCUGAAUUAGGCCUAGCCUGUGUCUCAGACGCUAGUCCUUUCCGAUUACGUAUGUAGGAUUAUGUAGGUACAAGUUUAAAGGAUAUGACAUAAGAGUGACAUUCUUAGUUCUUAUUUUUUUUUUUUUGUAACUUGACAGUUUUUUAAGGCCGAUGGUUGUCAUGGAGUAAUUCACAGUUUCAUACAAACUUAGAAUAU
Messenger RNA from Melitaea cinxia (Glanville fritillary), 1719 nucleotides. Its product is annotated as zinc finger protein 681-like. Gene Ontology annotation, biological process: regulation of DNA-templated transcription. Gene Ontology annotation, molecular function: DNA-binding transcription factor activity, RNA polymerase II-specific; zinc ion binding; RNA polymerase II cis-regulatory region sequence-specific DNA binding. Lineage: Eukaryota; Metazoa; Arthropoda; Insecta; Lepidoptera; Nymphalidae. Gene Ontology annotation, cellular component: nucleus. The record is from RefSeq and is a predicted model, not a curated record. The transcript is spliced from 8 exons. Bases 220 to 1320 code for a protein of 366 amino acids.